Molecule: messenger RNA, 1524 nt
Organism: Sinocyclocheilus anshuiensis
Lineage: Eukaryota; Metazoa; Chordata; Actinopteri; Cypriniformes; Cyprinidae
Product: chemokine XC receptor 1-like
Exons: 1
Coding region: 154-1140 (328 amino acids)
Biological process (GO): G protein-coupled receptor signaling pathway; positive regulation of cytosolic calcium ion concentration; immune response
Cellular component (GO): external side of plasma membrane; membrane
Molecular function (GO): C-C chemokine receptor activity; C-C chemokine binding
Source: RefSeq, a predicted model, not a curated record
AUAAAUUGAUUAAUAUAACUUUUUUCUCUUGUUUUGUCUUAAUGAAAAGGCAGAUUGUGUUGAUGUUUGAGUUGAUUCUCCACAGAAACCGUCGGUAGGGAACAAAGAACUGAACUUGGGCAAACCGGAAAAAGUUUGCUGUUGCAGAACAACAUGACUGAUGAGAAUGCAACGUAUUAUUAUAACCCAGUCUAUGAAGAUGAGUUGUGUCGCAAAGAGGAGGUGGUGAAAAUCGGAUCCUUUGUUAUUCCAAUCUUUUUCACAGCAGUGGUUGUGUUGAGCUGCAUCGGUAACAUCCUCGUUCUGGUCAUGCUUGCACUCUACGAGAGCCUCAAAUCCCUGACCAACGUCUUCAUCCUCAAUUUAGCCGUGUCAGAUCUGCUGUUCACUUUUGGCCUUCCGUUUUGGGCCUCGUACUACAUCUGGGGUUGGACAUUUGGAGAGGUUGGUUGUAAAGCUGUGAAGUUCUUCUUCUAUGUGGGCUUUUACAGCAGCGUGUUGUUCUUGACUCUAAUGACCGUUCAGCGUUAUAUGGCAGUGGUUCAUCCUCUGUCUGACUGGGAGAGAUGCAGAGGCCUUUCCGUCUCUCCUUUUAUCGUUUGGAUCCUGAGUGGAACGGUUGCACUGCUCGGUUCACUUCAUAGCAAAGUCAUGACAGAAUCUGAGAGCCUAUACUGUGAAUAUGACAGUGCUGAAUGGAGAUCUGGCAUUGCUUAUUUUCAAAAUGCUUUUUUCUUCAUUGCAUUCCUAAUCAUGGGUUAUUGCUAUGGCAGAAUGCUGCGGACGAUCACAAAAUCACGGACUAAUAAGAGACACAAGACUGUUAGACUAAUAUUCUGUAUUGCACUGGUGUUUUUUAUUGGUUGGGCUCCAUAUAACAUUGUCAUGUUCCUAAAAUCUUUGACUGUCCAUCCAUUCACUGACUGUGAAGUAAGUAUUAGUCUAGAAUAUGCAUAUUAUGCUUGCCGAAUGAUAGCUUUCUCACACUGCUGCUUGAACCCUGUGUUUUACGUUUUUGUUGGAGUAAAGUUCAGGAAUCAUCUAAAAAUGAUUCUGCAGAAGAUCUUUCAAAAAAAAAAAAAACUAAAUUCCAGUCAAACCAGAUUGGCAAAAAAUCAAUCGCAGGGUUCAAUGUAUUAAGAGAAAACUUGAGUACUUUUACCGAUUGCAGCGAACCAACUUUGAGUUUUAAAAUACAAUGUGAAUGAUGUACACAGAGAUACUGUUGCAGCUAUUUUUUUAUUAUUAUUAUUGAUAUGCUGGAGCUGAUUAUUUGAAAACUUUGUUGAGCCAUUGCACAGCUUCUGCCAAUAUAACUGCAAUCGUUACAUCUGCAUAAUUGAAAUUUAAAUAAACAAAGUGCCACUUUACAGGAUAAUUCCUCUCUCUAUCAAGCAGCAAAAGCAUUCAGUUCUGAGAAAAUCAUGUUCCUAAUUAUAACCAGUGUUCUUCAUUUUUUGUGGUUAAAAGUUCUCAAUUUUUGUAGGUAAAAAUAUAACUGAAAGUACGUAAUAAGCCCACCAA